Molecule: messenger RNA, 5071 nt
Organism: Gekko japonicus
Lineage: Eukaryota; Metazoa; Chordata; Lepidosauria; Squamata; Gekkonidae
Gene: KIF21B
Product: kinesin family member 21B
Exons: 35
Coding region: 1-4926 (1641 amino acids)
Biological process (GO): microtubule-based movement; mitotic spindle organization
Molecular function (GO): microtubule binding; microtubule motor activity; ATP binding
Source: RefSeq, a predicted model, not a curated record
AUGUCAUGUGAACUGCGCAAGGUGUGGUUUUUCCACGUCUGUACAGCUUCUGUUCAUAUGAACCAGAACCCUGAUUUUCCAGUGUUCUGGAUCCGUCCUCAGAUGCCAAAGGAGAAGAUCGAAGGAUGUCAUAUCUGCACAUCAGUGACGCCUGGCGAACCCCAGGUCCUCCUGGGAAAGGACAAAGCCUUUACCUACGACUUUGUCUUCGAUCUGGAUACGUGGCAGGAACAGAUCUACACAACCUGUGUGAGCAAACUCAUCGAAGGCUGCUUCGAGGGUUACAAUGCUACGGUGUUGGCAUAUGGCCAGACAGGUGCAGGUAAGACUUAUACCAUGGGCACUGGCUUUGACAUGAACAUUUCUGAAGAGGAGCUUGGCAUAAUCCCACGGGCCAUUAAACACUUGUUUAGUGGCAUAGAAGAGCGCAAGCGGUCUGCACAGGAACAGGGUGUACCCGCACCAGAGUUCAAAGUCAGUGCACAGUUUUUGGAGUUGUACAAUGAAGAGAUCCUGGAUCUUUUUGAUAGCACACGGGACCCUGACUCCCGCCACCGGAAAUCAAACAUCAAAAUACAUGAGGAUGCCAGUGGUGGUAUCUACACUACUGGUGUCACAUCUCGUCUCAUUGGCUCGCAGGACGAGCUGAUUCAGUGCCUGAAGCAGGGAGCUCUAUCCCGAACCACAGCCAGCACCCAGAUGAAUGUCCAGAGCUCUCGCUCCCAUGCAAUCUUCACCAUCUACCUUUGCCAAAUGCGAGUGUGCUCUCCUGUGCACUUGGUAAACGGAGAGACAAGCAGCCUCCUUGAGGGAUCUGAACCUGCUAACGAGUAUGAGACACGAACUGCCAAAUUCCACUUUGUUGAUCUGGCUGGCUCAGAGAGGUUGAAACGAACUGGAGCUACAGGCGAGAGAGCCAAAGAAGGGAUCUCCAUCAAUUGUGGCUUGUUAGCACUUGGAAAUGUCAUCAGUGCCCUUGGGGACCAGAGCAAGAAGGCCUUGCAUGUGCCCUACCGAGAUUCAAAGCUGACCCGGCUUCUGCAGGACUCACUUGGUGGCAACAGCCAAACCAUAAUGAUUGCCUGUGUGAGCCCUUCAGACCGGGAUUUUAUGGAGACCCUGAAUACCUUAAAGUAUGCCAACCGUGCUCGCAACAUCAAGAACAAAGUGGUGGUGAAUCAGGAUAAGACAAGCCAGCAAAUCAGUGCCCUACGAGCUGAAAUUGCCCGCCUUCAGAUGGAACUCAUGGAGUACAAGGCGGGAAAACGUGUCAUUGGAGAGGAUGGCUCUGAAGGAUACAGUGACCUGUUCCAUGAGAAUGCGAUGCUGCAGAAGGAGAACACCACCUUACGUAUGCGAGUGAAGGCCAUGCAAGAGGCUAUUGACGCCAUCAAUGUCAGGGUCACCCAUCUGAUGAGCCAGGAAGCCAACCUGAUUCUUGCCAAGGCAGGUGAUGGCAAUGAGGCUAUUGGUGCUCUGAUCCAGAACUAUAUCCGAGAAAUUGAGGAGCUCAGGACAAAACUUUUGGAGAGCGAAGCUAUGAAUGAGUCACUGCGUCGCAGCCUAUCUCGGACUUCUUCCAGGCUUCCUUAUGCCUUGGGCUUAUCUCCAGGGCCUGGUCUGGGAACGUCAAAUAGCCCUGUCACCUCUGUUGAAGCAGAGGCCUCUGAAAUCCUCCAGUGGGCCAAGCAGGACAUAGAACGGCUGAAGAAAGAGACUAAACUGCAAAAAAAUAGCCCAGAGAAGGAAGGGUUUAAGAAGAGGUUGAAGCUACAGCAGGAAAAUGAGGCAGAUGAGACAGAUGAAAAUGAAGUGGAAGAGGAGGAACGGGAUGAGAGUGGCUGUGAGGAAGAAGGUGGUCAGGAGGAAGAAGAGGAAGAUGAUUCAGGAAGUGAAGAAAGCCUGGUGGAUUCUGACUCGGAUGUUGAGGAAAAAACAGCAAAUUUCCAAGCUGACCUGGCUGACCUGACUUGUGAGAUCGAGAUCAAGCAGAAGCUGAUAGAUGAGUUGGAGAACAGCCAACGGCGCCUACAGACCCUUAAACAUCAAUAUGAGGAGAAGCUGAUUCUGCUGCAGAACAAGAUCCGUGACACCCAAUUAGAGAGGGACAGGGUCCUGCAGAACCUCAGUACCAUGGAAUGCUACACAGAAGAGAAAGCCAACAAGAUCAAAGCAGACUAUGAGAAGCGUCUGAGGGAGAUGAAUAGGGACUUGCAGAAGUUGCAGGCAGCCCAGAAGGAGCAUGCCCGCCUCCUCAAGAACCAGUCUCGUUAUGAACGAGAGUUGAAGAAGCUGCAUGCAGAAGUGGCAGAGAUGAAGAAAGCCAAGGUGGCUUUGAUGAAACAAAUGCGUGAGGAGCAGCAGAGGCGGAGACUGGCAGAGACCAAGAGAAACCGGGAGAUUGCCCAGCUGAAGAAGGAGCAGCGCAGACAGGAGUUUCAGAUUCGAACCCUAGAAUCUCAGAAACGGCAGCAGGAGAUCGUACUGCGCAGGAAGACCCAAGAGGUUUCUGCUCUGCGCCGUAUGACCAAACCUGUGUCUGACCGAGUUGCCGGGAGGAUGAACCAGAAGUCAGCCAUGCUGGACUCAGGUGCUGAAGCCUCCACCAGCACCACCUCCUCUGAACCAGAAUCUGGUUCUCGUUCUGUAUCCAGCAUUGUGCGGCAGUGGAAUCGGAAAAUCAACACCUUCCUGGGAGAUUCUCCUCCUUCCACAAAUGGGACUCGGACCAUCAGAAAGAAGUUUGCAAAGAAAGGGACAACCCAUACCUUCAGCAAGACAGCCCGCCUGAAGUGGCAGUCACUGGAGCGGCGUGUCUUUGAUAUUGUCAUGCAGAGGAUGACUGUCAUCAAUCUGGAAUCAGAUAUGGAACGGCUCAUCAAGAAACGUGAGGAAUUGUCACUGAUGCAAGAAAUGCUUCUGGGGAAGAGAGAGAAACUGCAGGCAGAGAGCCCUGAAGAGCAGAAGGGACUUCAGGAGCUGAAUGAGGAGAUUGAGGUGCUGGCAGCCAACAUUGACUACAUCAAUGACAGCAUUUCAGACUGCCAAGCCACCAUCAUGCAGAUUGAGGAGACCAAGGAAGAACUAGAUUCUACUGACACCUCCGUGGUGAUCAGUUCCUGUUCUCUGGCUGAAGCACGACUACUGCUGGAUAAUUUCCUCAAAGCUUCCAUCGACAAGAGCCUGCAGGUGGCCCAGAAGGAGGCUCAGAUACGACUUUUGGAAGGACGCUUGAGACAAACAGAUGUGACUGGCUCCUCCCAGAACCACCAUAUCCUGGAUGCUCUGCGGGAGAAGGCAGAAUCCCAUCCUGAGCUGCAGGCACUCAUCCACAAUGUACAACAAGAGAAUGGCUAUGCCAGUACAGAUGAGGAAGUCUCUGAAUUCAGCAUGGCCUCAGAAGGGAGUUUUUCCCAGUCUUUCUCCAUGAAGGGCUCUGCCAGUCAGGAUGACUUCAAGUGCCGAGGAGAGCCCAAGCUGUCUGGCCAGAUGAAGGCUGUGUCUGCAGAGUGCCUGGGGCCCAUGCUGGAUAUCUCCACCAAGAACAUCACCAAGUCAUUGGCAUCUCUGAUGGAGAUCAAAGAGGAUGGAGUUGGCUUUUCCAUUCGUGAUGCUUACUACAAGGAGAAGGUUUCUCGCACUAUCAGCCUGCCCACUCGAGGGAGUACUUUUCCUAGGCAGUCCCGUGGCUCAGACACAUCACCCCUCACAAGGAGGAAAUCCUAUGACCGGGGCCAGCCCAUCAGGACACCAGAUGUUGGAUUCACUCCCCCCUCAUCUCCUCCCAGCAGGCCACGCAAUGACCGCAACGUCUUCUCCCGCCUCACCAGCAACCAGAGUCAGGGCUCAGCACUGGACAAGUCAGAUGACAGUGACUCCUCUGUCUCGGAGGUGCUGAGGGGCAUCAUUAAUCCCGUGGGAGGUUCCAGGGGUGCCCGCACAGCCCCACUGCAAUGCAUCUCUGUGGCAGAAGGUCACACCAAGCCUGUUCUGUGCCUGGAUGCUACUGAUGAACUGCUGUUCACUGGAUCCAAAGAUCGGAGCUGCAAAAUGUGGAACUUAGUGACUGGUCAGGAAAUUGCCUCUUUGAAAGGACAUCCAAAUAAUGUAGUCUCCAUAAAGUACUGCAGCCUCUCUGGCCUGGUAUUCACAGUCUCUACCUCUUACAUCAAAGUGUGGGACAUCCGGGACUCUGCAAAGUGCAUUCGAACCCUCACCUCAUCGGGCCAAGUGAUUUCUGGGGAUGCCUGUGCUGGCACCACUACCCGCACUAUCACCAGUGUACAAGGCGAGCACCAGAUCAACCAGAUUGCACUCAACCCUACAGGGACCGUGCUUUAUGCAGCCACCGGCAACUCCGUCCGCAUCUGGGAGCUGAACAGACUGCAGCCCAUUGGGAAACUGACAGGCCACAUUGGGCCUGUGAUGUGCCUCACAGUGAACCAGACUGCAAACAACCAUGAUCUGAUCAUCACGGGAUCCAAAGACCACUAUGUCAAGAUGUUUGAAAUCGCAGAAGGUGUUGGUGGGAAUGUUGGCCCCACCCACAACUUUGAACCCCCACAUUAUGAUGGCAUUGAAUGCCUAGCUAUUCAGGGAGAUGUUCUCUUCAGUGGCUCCAGGGACAACGGGAUCAAGAAAUGGGACCUGGAGCAGCAGGAGCUCAUCCAGCAAAUCCCCAAUGCGCACAAAGACUGGGUUUGUGCUUUGGCCUUUGUGCCCAGCCGGCCCAUGUUGCUGAGUGCCUGCCGUGGUGGGACGGUGAAGGUCUGGAAUGUCGACAACUUCACUCCUGUUGGGGACAUUAAGGGGCAUGACAGUCCCAUCAAUGCCAUCUGCACCAAUUCAAAGCACAUAUUCACAGCAUCCAGUGACUGGACUGUGAAGCUCUGGAGUGUGAGGAAGCUACUGAACAGCACAAUCUAGAACUGGUGGAAGACUAGGCAUGGCAGCCACAGCAGGGCUGACCAGCAGUGGUGCCCUUGUUGAGCCUGGCUUACAAAGGCUAGGAAGCAAUGAUCAUCUUCCCACUGGAAUCUUGCACUCUCAGGGGCACAGGAACAGAGGGUAA